Messenger RNA from Cladophialophora carrionii CBS 160.54, 480 nucleotides. RefSeq lists its product as uncharacterized. The record is from RefSeq and is a predicted model, not a curated record. The transcript has a single exon. The coding region runs from base 1 to 480 and encodes 159 amino acids. Lineage: Eukaryota; Fungi; Ascomycota; Eurotiomycetes; Chaetothyriales; Herpotrichiellaceae.
AUGGAAAAAAAGCACCUUGAAGGAGUCGUGUUUGGAUCUGGAGACCCGAUCGAUCCUCUGGACCGUCAACUGCUGACCGAAAUUUUGAACCCUUUGCUUGAUGCCGGGCCAAGGAAGUCGAGCCUCAUGACGAGUGGCUAUCUGGCCGCGAAGGCCAAGUUGGAAAAGGCACAGACGUCAGCAAACGUUCUGGAGGCACAUUCUCAAGUCGAGGUCUUGGAAAUCGAACCCCAAGACAUACAGCAUCAUAGUAUCAAUGAGCACCAGACGCCCCAAUGGAGCCGCCGUUCCUCCCCAGGACCUCAGCAUCAAGUCAACGCGUCAGUCCCCGACGCAAACUAUGAUGGGAUGGAAACCUUGAUGAUGACCAGUUCACUCCACGUGGAUUCGAAGCACGACGACACGCAGCACUUCUGCGAUGACUACAACCCAAUGAUCAAGUGGAGGCGAAGAACUUUGAUCUUCGAGACGAUGCCUUGA